Messenger RNA from Ziziphus jujuba (common jujube), 1486 nucleotides. RefSeq names its product dihydroceramide fatty acyl 2-hydroxylase FAH1. Gene Ontology annotation, biological process: fatty acid metabolic process; lipid biosynthetic process. NCBI's taxonomy places the organism in Eukaryota, Viridiplantae, Streptophyta, Magnoliopsida, Rosales, Rhamnaceae. The transcript is spliced from 6 exons. The record is from RefSeq and is a predicted model, not a curated record. Bases 534 to 1232 code for a protein of 232 amino acids. Gene Ontology annotation, molecular function: fatty acid 2-hydroxylase activity; iron ion binding. Gene Ontology annotation, cellular component: endoplasmic reticulum; membrane.
UGCAUUCCAAAAGGGGACAAGAGAAAAAAUAAAGGAGAAUUUGAUUCCAAGAGCUCAUAAGCUUCAUAUAUAUAUAUAUAUAUAUAUAUGUAUGUAUAUCCUGCGUGUUCUGAAAGGUUGGUUGCUUUCAUUUAUCGUUUUCUGACAUUCAUUUUAGGCAUGGCUCAGCCCGAAGAGUCCAUUACUCCACCAUUCUUGAUCUUUCCAAGGCAAGAAGUAUGGGAGAAUGGGCAAUUAACCAUUUGGUUGCCAAGAAGGGCUGAUUCACUUGGUCUUUCUUCACACCGAAACGUAUUAUUUUGUAGAUAUGAAACACGCCCCCAAACCAUUUGGUUUAACAGUAAAAAAUAACUAAGUAAUUUAAACAGAAGUAUCUGACGCAGCUUUACAAGCUAAGUGGCAGUAAAUAACACAGCAAAGCUUAAGAAAGUCCGCUUAACACUUGGUAUUUCCAUUUUUUUUUUUUUAAUUCCUUUUGCUUGAGUUCAUAUUUCGAUAUUGAUAUGCGUUCAGCUACCUGAGAAGUUUCCAAGAUGAUCAAAAGACAUUUUACCAUAAAUUGGAACGAGCCUCUUGUUUGCCAGGUUGGUCAUGCUUACGAUGAAGGGGUUCACCAGCCUAUCAUAAGCAAGGAAACACACAGAUUUUUUGCAAAUAACUUUCUUGAGUACUUGUUUACACGCACAGUAUGGUGGGUGAUUCCACCAGUUUGGCUGCCUGUUAUAUGGUGGUUUGUUUCCAUUUCUGUCCAAAGGGGUCUUACUCCUCCUCAGCUAGCUUUAUCAAUAUUUUGCGGCAUCUUCAUUUGGACCUUGAUGGAGUACAUUGUUCACCGCUUCCUUUUCCACAUGAAAACCAAAACCUAUUGGGCAAACACUAUACAAUAUCUUAUUCAUGGUUGCCAUCACAAGCACCCUAUGGAUAGAUUACGACUUUUUUACCCUCCCGCAGCAUCAACUAUUCUUUGUGUACCAGUUUGGACAUUGAUUAGAGUUUUAUCAACAUCUUCCACGGCACCUGCUUUGUUUGGAGGGGUUUUGCUAGGCUAUGUAGUUUAUGAUAUUACCCACUAUUAUCUGCAUCAUGCCAAACCUUCCAAAGGUUUAAUCCAUAGUCUCUGGAGAUGUCAUCUUAUUCAUCACUUUAGAGUUGGAAGCAUGGGAUUUGGGGUCACUUCCUCCAUAUGGGACUGGGUCUUUGGAACGCUCCCUUCAACAAAAGCUGCUUCAUAAAAUUGAAAAAUUUGUCAAAUCAGAUUCUAGGGCUAUUCUUUGGCUAUACGAAUCUACAAGUCAAUAAGGAGCCUGAAUUACAUGUUGUUUAUUUCUUCUCGAUUUUUCAAACUUUAUCCUAGAAAUAAUGGCUUUACCAUUAAUGUGUAGUGUAUACUAUUAAAAUAUUUAAUAAUGGUUGUAGUAUGCACGUACACAUCUAUAAAUAUUCUCAUUAUAGCCUUAUUAUAUUUAUAUGUAACUUAAGUAUGUUG